UUGUUCUGUGCCCCUGUGAAAAAACACUGGCCCCACCCUGGCCUCACUGCUAAAUUUGGUCUAGAACCUCCAGAGGCUGUGGACAUGUUCAUCUGUGAAAUAUUUCCAGUAAUGGUAUGUAAAUUCUUCCUUCCAUUUUACAGCGAUGUGCUUCUUUGUGUUGGUAUGUGAGGUAAAAUAUACUGCAGGGUGUUUGGAUCACGCCGCCUGACUACUGAAGACAUGCUCCAGGCGUGACGAUUUAUUUAUCUUUGGCCUGAGCAUGGCAGAGAUUAACAGCAACAGCGAUACUCAAAGCGAUGGCAGUGACAGCGUGGAUGCCAUUAAAUUGCCUACAAAAAGUAAAAAGGCAGCAGCUGGAGGUGAUGGUGAUAAGGUGGAGGAAAACUCGGACAGUAAAACCCCCACUUACCGCUACCGGAUGGACUACCCCUGCAUGGGAACCUGCCUGAUAGUCAACAACAAGAACUUUGACAGAAGAACUGGAAUGAAGUCCCGCAGUGGAACAGACGUUGAUGCUGCUGCUGUGAAUAGGACCUUCUCUAAGCUGGGUUACAGGGCCCGAACGUUCAACGACCUGACCGUGGCUCAGAUGAAAGCACAGAUGGAGAAAGUGGCUGCUGAGGACCACAGCCAGAACGCUUCUUUUGUGUGUGUGCUGCUCAGUCACGGAGAUGAGAAUAUCAUUUAUGGCACCGACGAACAUAUAAAGAUUGAUACCCUGGUCGGAUGCAUUAAAGGAAACAAAUGCAGGAGUCUGGUGGGGAAGCCAAAGCUCUUCUUCAUCCAGGCGUGCCGAGGUACAGAACUGGAUGGUGGCGGCUGUAUAGAGACAGAUUCUGUACCAGUGCGGUCACUGGAGCGGAUUCCCGUGGAGGCAGACUUCCUGUACGCCUACUCUACUGCUCCAGGCUACUACUCCUGGAGAAACACGAUUAAAGGCUCCUGGUUCAUUCAGGCGCUGUGUGAAAUGGUGGAGAAGUUCAGCGGGGAGCUGGAGCUGAUGCAGAUCAUGACCCGAGUCAACCACAAGGUGGCGUUUGACUUUGAAUCUGCUUCCGACAUGCCUGGGUUUGACAAAAAGAAGCAAAUGCCCAGUGUUGUGUCAAUGCUGACCAAAGACUUUUACUUCCCCAAAUAAAUGAUCCAAACAUCUAAUCCACCUUAUGGACCCCCCACUUUUGGGGGUCUGAAAGGACUCAGGGGCACUUACAUUUAUUGGAGAAUAAAGAGGACAAGAUGUGCA
Molecule: messenger RNA, 1246 nt
Organism: Fundulus heteroclitus (mummichog)
Lineage: Eukaryota; Metazoa; Chordata; Actinopteri; Cyprinodontiformes; Fundulidae
Product: caspase-3
Exons: 7
Coding region: 263-1141 (292 amino acids)
Biological process (GO): proteolysis; apoptotic process; erythrocyte differentiation
Cellular component (GO): cytoplasm
Source: RefSeq, a predicted model, not a curated record